ACCAGACUCUAAAAAAAACUCUCCACUGAACUGAAUGCCUAUGUCCACCAGAGUGGAAAUAAGCAGCAGGGCAUGCACAUUCCCUCUUGCACACCAUGCCUGCACUUUAUCGGAUACUUCUACUGUUCUCUGUGGUAAUAGCCUCUAUGGCACUGCAGAGGCCCCCACGAACUAAGAGAGGGCUACUGGAGCUGGCAGGAGUCAUCAAGUGCAGCACAGGCAGAUCAGCCCUGGCUUAUAUGAUGUAUGGCUGRUACUGUGGACUGGGGGGUCAGGGCUGGCCCAGGGAUAAAGCAGACUGGUGCUGUCACAAACAUGACUGCUGCUACGGAGAUGCAGAAAUUGCUGGUUGCCGAACCAAGACAAGAAAGUAUCAAUGGACAUGUGAAGACAGGACUGCAGAAUGUGAUGAUCUCAAGGACAAAUGUGAGAAGAUUCUCUGCAAAUGCGACAGGGAGGCAGCCAAAUGCUUGAGGAAGGCACCUUUCAUACGGAAAUAUGCUAUGUGGCCAGACUUUCUCUGUGGGUGUACACUGCCAACAUGUAAUAUCUACUGAUUCAAUAAAUGUACACUUGUUGAUUUUUA
Molecule: messenger RNA, 586 nt
Organism: Salvelinus sp. IW2-2015
Lineage: Eukaryota; Metazoa; Chordata; Actinopteri; Salmoniformes; Salmonidae
Product: phospholipase A2-like
Biological process (GO): lipid catabolic process; phospholipid metabolic process; arachidonate secretion
Molecular function (GO): calcium ion binding; phospholipid binding
Source: RefSeq, a predicted model, not a curated record